This is a messenger RNA of Athalia rosae (coleseed sawfly), 3341 nucleotides long. RefSeq names its product golgin subfamily A member 2-like. Gene Ontology annotation, biological process: Golgi organization. The coding region runs from base 193 to 3165 and encodes 990 amino acids. Gene Ontology annotation, cellular component: Golgi cisterna membrane; Golgi apparatus; Golgi cis cisterna. The record is from RefSeq and is a predicted model, not a curated record. NCBI's taxonomy places the organism in Eukaryota, Metazoa, Arthropoda, Insecta, Hymenoptera, Athaliidae. The transcript has 13 exons.
UCUGCUGGCAACCUUCUUCGGAUUCGUCCGUCGAUCAUAAAGAGUUCGCAAGUUCAUCAAGAAAGUGGUAAAUAUUUAGUAGUUUGUAAUAUGAAUGUAUUAGCAGAAUGAAAUCAAUGAUGAGCUAUCGUGAUCUUUAGAUAGUUUAAUUGCGUCGAGUUCAACUCAAUUCAUAGUGUACCAGGAACAAGAAUGUUUUCCGAUUCAAGAAAACUUCUGGCAGCCAAAAGAAGGCUCAAGGAAUUCCAACUCAGUAAGAAAAGUUACAUGGCAAGUAAUGCUGCAAAAUCUGUAAGCGAGAACAUGGAACGGUGUGUCUCACCUAAGAGCUAUGACGUUGCUGUCAAUUUGAGCAACCAGGCUCAUCAUCAGACUAACACUGCACAAGGAAAUGAUUGGGAAGCAGCAACAGAUUAUCAAAGGUCCGAUAUACCAGUACCUCUGUCAAAGAUUUCCGAUUCGAUAGAAUGUGACCCUGGCAAUGGUCAAGAUUCUUUUGACCCAAUGCUCGCUCCUCCCUCAGCUCAAGUUGGAACCAUUCAUGAUCCGGUGGAAAAUAUUGUAAGUUUAGAUCAUCCAUGCGAUCCUUUGGUUAGCAGGGAAGAUUGGGAUACAUUCAAAGUGGAUCGGGUUGAGUAUUGUGCACCUCACAGAAUGACUUCAACUACACAGGGUAUGACGGAUAUUGCUGAUCCGCCACUCAUAGUAAGUCAGGAAUUCCAGUCACAAUCAAAAUUUGAAACUAAAAUUGAUCAUAAUGGAGAUAAAAACCAGGAGACUAGAAUAAAAGAGGAUUUUAGUGCCUCGUUCAAUAAUUAUGGUUCGUUGGUUGGAAGUGGAGCAUUACAAAAAGAAUGUCUUCAGCAGAUGACAUCCGCAGUUGAAAAUGUUUUAACAAACGAUGUAUUAGCUGGCAAGAAGGAACCAUUGGGCCUUGCCUCUGAUUUGGAAGAGAGAAAUCAAUUUCUAACUGCCUGCAUACAAGAACAAAAGGAUACGAUUGACCGGUUGCAAAUAGAAAUUAACCAGUAUAAGGCCAGAGUGUCAGAAUUAGAAGUUACAAUGAGGGCCAAGGAAGCUGAGUAUGAGUCAAAAUUCUUUUGUGAGUUAAAUCCGCUCAAAGAACAAUUACGGUUACAUGCACAAACGACCGGUAUACUUGUUGGAGAAAAAGCUGAACUCACUGCUGCGCUGGCACAGAGUCAAGCCACCACCAAACAGAAAAUCGGUGAAAUUGAAGAAUUGAAUGCAAAAUUGAAGUCACUGCAGCUUCAACUAACUGACUCGGAAAAGGGAUUAAUAGCUGCCAAGAAUGCUGGCGAGGAAAUUAAAGAUUCAUUUCACCGGCUCCAAUCCAGCUACAUCUCCACGGAGGCAAAGUGCUCUCAAGUUGAGCAAGAAAAGGACGAUCUUGAAUUAGAAGUGGCUGAAUUAAGGCAGACGCUGAAUAUUAGAAAUACCGAAUUGGUGAAUCUUCAACAGGAGUUGAAGGAAAAAAUUGCUCUACUAGCCUUGAAUGAUCUUAGGAUGCAACAGAUGACCUCUGUGUCCCAAGUCAUCAACGGUGCAAAUGAACAACCUCACAUUGUUGCUGCUAUGGAGCAACAGGUUAGCCAAUUAAUGGAAACUCUCAAGUCUGUGAGCAGCGAGCGUGAUGAAGCCAGUGGUCAUUAUCAAAAUUAUGUGCACCAGCUCAAUGCUCAGGUCACUACUCUAGCUUUGAAGCUCGAGCAAACCCUGAAGGAGAAUUCAGAUAUUAGUAGCAGAGAAGCAAGUCUUGUUCAACGGUUGUCAGAACUUGAAUGUCAAGUACAGAGUCAGAAUACGAUACCUGAAUCUUUGCCUUGUACCGCCAAUGAUGACAAAGAAAAAAUAGACAGGUUGGAGACUAUCGUUGCCAAACUCGAAUCAGAACUUGACAGUUUGCGGGGCACUCUUUUCGAAAAGAACUUAUUAAACGAUACUCUGAAGCGUGAGAUUGAUGAAUUGCAGGAAUUGCGCGAAAGCAAUGCGCAGGCAUCGCGACUGGCUUCUGCUAUGGAGGGCGAAAGAUUGGCUGCAGCACGAGCUGUUUCACAGAAUCAUCAAUUAAAGCAACAGCUAAGCGAAAUGGAAGAUGCAUUUGUGCAACUUAGCAAUGCAAAACUUGAUUUGACAGAGCAGCUACAAGGAGAGCGGGCGAUUGGUCGGAAAUUGAACGCACGUCUGAAUGAUACUGAAAAUAGUAUAGAGAAAUUACAGAAUGAAUUAAGGGACAAGAAUUUGUUGUUUGCUGAAUUGGAAAAGGAAAAGUUUGAGGCAGCUCAAGUAGCCGAUCAAUUGCAACAUUAUCAAGCUCAGUCCCAGUAUGCCGGCACAUUGCAGCAAGAAUUGCAUCAGGCCCAGGAAAGCAUCGAUUUUUUGACAAAACAAAAUCAGCAGCUGAUCAAUGAGUUGAAUGGGGAGAGGACACUGGUCCAAUCAAUGGAUCAGAAUCAGAGGUCUACCGAAAUUGAAUGUGAACAAACUUCCGGAAUUGGGAACGAUGUUGACAAAAAGAAGGUGAACACUUUGGCGGUAAUGACGCAGACCGAAGAAUUAAACACUGCACGUGAUUACAUCGAUGAAGGUAUCACAGGUUUGGAUACGCAAUCCACUUCCACUGAAGCCGUCAAGAAACUCGAAGAACGUUUCAAAGACACGAUGGAACAAGUGGCAGAGCUUUCUGAUGAAAAACAAAGGUUGGAACAUCUCGUACUACAACUGCAGAGUGAAACGGAAACAAUCGGUGAAUAUGUUACGUUAUACCAAAAGCAGCGAGGCGUUCUUCAGGAGAAAGCGAAGGAGAAAGAAGAGGCAUUUCGUAGAUUAUUGGAAGAACGAAAUGAACAACAGGAACAGUUACAUAAACUAAAGGUACUCGUUGCCCAGUUGAUCAGAGGAAAGUCUACGGUUACCACGCCGACAUUUGAAAGUGAAGGGGAUGAUCCAGCGGAGAAUAAAAAACUGGGAACCGAGGGAUCUGAUCCAGCCACUGUGCCAUCGGAAUCAUCAGCAAAGAAAGAUAGCACGACUUCUCAGAUUCUAGAUCUCCUCACUGAAAUCAAAGAGUGCAAGGACUCUUGUGGUCUGGAACCCAAUUUUCAUCCAUGCUCCUGGUGCUCCGGAAAACUGAUUACUGUUUAAAAUUUCGUAUGUGUGUGUGUCAACACAACUCAACAAGACCAUUAGUUUGUUCUUUCUCCAAGUUGUUAACUUCUAAUCAAAAUGAUCAAUAUCCAACUGCUCAAGAAUUUAUUCUUGAAGAUACGAUCGAAAUUUUACAUAGAAUGUCUAAAUAUUUCAUAAAUUUAUACAACGCA